Messenger RNA from Spinacia oleracea (spinach), 741 nucleotides. RefSeq lists its product as uncharacterized. Bases 1 to 741 code for a protein of 246 amino acids. The record is from RefSeq and is a predicted model, not a curated record. NCBI's taxonomy places the organism in Eukaryota, Viridiplantae, Streptophyta, Magnoliopsida, Caryophyllales, Amaranthaceae. The transcript has 2 exons.
AUGGAUGCAAAAUUCACUAACUGGUCAGCCGAAAAUGCAACCAACGCAUUCCUCGAAACCUUAACCUUGGGGAUUAAGAGGCCUAAUGACGAGCCAGACGUAUCAGAGUUCAUCUCAGCAAUCUCAGCAGGAAACGAUGCACAACUCAUGGUCGUCACGUGUGGCGAGGACACGAGCCCUACGACACUACUAGCCCUAGUAGCCGCGGCUCACCAAACCGGUGGCCGUGUUGUUUGCAUCUUUCGCGACGUUGACGGAUUAACAUCAACCAUGCAAACCCUUUACCAAUUCCCAACAACAACAACAACAACAACAACAACAACAACAACAAACCCUAUUGAGUUUGUUGUUGGAGAUGCAGAGAGGCUAAUAUUAGAAGAUUAUAAAGAUGCGGACUUUGUGUUAAACGAUUGUAAACUUAAAGACCACGAAACAAUUCUACGUGCAAUGCAACUUAAUAGUGGGAGGAAUAAUAAUAAUUGUAAAGGUGCUAUAGUUUUGGGUUGUAAUGCAUUUUGUUCAACCUCGUGGGAAUGGGCCGGGGUUAGGACCCAAUUGUUGCCCAUUGGAGACGGGUUAUUGGUGACUAGGAUCGCGGGUUCUAAUGAGAGGAGAGAACGAGGGAGGGACGGGAUUUCUCGUCGUGGUAGUUUUGGGAGGAAGAGUAAAUGGGUUGUUAAGGUUGAUCAACAUACAGGAGAAGAGCACGUGUUUAGAGUUACAUGCCCUAAUGAGAACUAA